AAAGCCACGAGUGAGAACGCAGCAUGUUCUCUGUGGUCUGUAGACCUCUGAACAGCCUGACAGUGUCCGGUGCUCUGCGUAAAGCUACGGUCGCAAUGGCAGAAGCUCUGGCCAAAGUCCCCGACGUGGAGAUUGAUCCAGAGGGAACGUUUAAAUACAUUCUGGUCAGGGUGAAAGUGAAAGAUGGCGAUGUGCACAAAGACAUAGUCCGAGGCACAAAAAGUGCAGAGUAUCACAAUCACAUAUUUGAGAAGGUCAAUCCGGCCAUGGAGGCCUUGGGGAUGGAGUGUAAAUGUCUGGGAGGAGGGAAGAUGGAGCACAACAGCCAGGAGAAAAAACUCCGAGUGUUUGGAGAAUCCACAGCGUUUGGUAAAGCCGACCACGCUGCAUCUGUGGAGAAGCUGAAGACUGUCUUCAGUGACUAUGAGAUCACCUGGUCUGAUGAUAAGAAAUGAGAGCAAAAACCUUCGUGUCAUUUCAGAUUCCAGCCUUUAUUUAUGAAUACAGAAACCACAUGAUAGUGCUUUAACUCUUCAAAUAAACUCAGUUUUUCUGCAUCUAA
This is a messenger RNA of Amphiprion ocellaris (clown anemonefish), 562 nucleotides long. RefSeq lists its product as uncharacterized. Gene Ontology annotation, molecular function: protein histidine phosphatase activity. The record is from RefSeq and is a predicted model, not a curated record. Gene Ontology annotation, biological process: peptidyl-histidine dephosphorylation. The coding region runs from base 24 to 455 and encodes 143 amino acids. Gene Ontology annotation, cellular component: cytosol. The transcript is spliced from 3 exons. Lineage: Eukaryota; Metazoa; Chordata; Actinopteri; Pomacentridae.